This is a messenger RNA of Elgaria multicarinata webbii, 2111 nucleotides long. It is a transcript of the gene ME2, whose product is annotated as malic enzyme 2. The transcript is spliced from 16 exons. The coding region runs from base 118 to 1869 and encodes 583 amino acids. Gene Ontology annotation, biological process: malate metabolic process; pyruvate metabolic process. Gene Ontology annotation, cellular component: mitochondrion. Lineage: Eukaryota; Metazoa; Chordata; Lepidosauria; Squamata; Anguidae. Gene Ontology annotation, molecular function: malate dehydrogenase (decarboxylating) (NADP+) activity; NAD binding. The record is from RefSeq and is a predicted model, not a curated record.
GGAGGAAGGAGCUUUGUAGUGGCGGCAGAGAGGGAGGCUGUGGAAUAGCAUCACAUAAGCACAGCCCUACAACAAAGAACUGGAGGCGGCAACUCCUGGCCUGGCAAACUCUUCAAAAUGUUCUCCCGAUUAAGAAUAGCUGCUGCUCCCUGUGUAUUAGCAUGCCGUGGCGUACAUACAAAAGAAAAAGGCAAACUCUUGAUGCUGAACCCCAGAACAAAUAAGGGAAUGGCUUUUACAUUAAAAGAACGGCAGAUGCUCGGGUUGCAGGGGCUUCUGCCUCCGAAGAUAGAGACGCAAGACAUCCAAGCCUUGCGUUUCCAUAAGAACGUGGCCAAAAUGACCGACCCUUUGGAAAAAUACAUCUAUGUAAUGGGGAUGCAGGAAAGGAACGAGAAGUUAUUCUACAGGGUGUUGCAAGAUGACAUUGAGCAGUUAAUGCCGAUAGUUUAUACACCGACAGUAGGCCUAGCAUGUUCCCAGUACGGACAUAUCUUUAGGAGGCCAAAAGGGUUGUUCAUUGCCAUAACAGAUAGGGGACAUAUUAGAUCAAUUGUGAACAACUGGCCAGAGAAUGAUGUAAAGGCUGUCGUCGUCACGGACGGAGAACGGAUCUUGGGUCUUGGGGAUCUGGGUGUGUAUGGAAUGGGGAUUCCUGUGGGCAAACUCUGUUUAUAUACCGCAUGUGCUGGAAUACAUCCCGAUAAGUGCCUACCUGUGUGUAUCGAUGUCGGCACUGACAAUCAGACUCUCUUGCAGGACUCAUUUUAUAUGGGACUUUACCAGAAACGAGAUCGAUCACAGCUGUACGAUGACCUCAUUGAUGAGUUCAUGGAAGCCAUUGUAGGCAGGUAUGGCCAAAACACCCUCAUUCAGUUCGAAGACUUUGGCAACCAUAACGCUUUCCGCUUUUUGAGGAAAUACAGAGAAAAAUAUUGCACCUUCAAUGACGAUAUACAAGGAACCGCUUCGGUGGCGUUAGCCGGGUUGUUGGCAGCCCAGAAAGUUACCGGUAAACCAAUCUCAGAGCACCAGAUCUUGUUCCUCGGCGCAGGAGAGGCUGCCCUUGGAAUUGCGAACCUCAUUGUCAUGGCUAUGGCGGAAAGCGGGCUUUCUACAGAAGAAGCUUAUAAGAAAAUCUGGAUGUUCGACAAGUUUGGGUUAUUGGUCCAGGGUCGGGAACAAACGGUGGAUGUCAACCAAGAGCCCUUCACUCAUCCAGCCCCAGAGCAGAUGCCAAAGUCCUUCUUAGAUGCAGUGAAUGUGCUUCAACCUUCUGCCAUCAUUGGUGUCGCAGGCGCUGGCCGGCUCUUUUCUCACGACGUGAUCAAAGCGAUGGGCUCCAUCAAUCAGAGGCCAAUAAUAUUUGCACUCAGUAACCCGACCGUGAAAGCAGAAUGCACCGCUGAGGACGCCUACACGUUAACAGAGGGGCGUUGUCUCUUUGCGAGCGGAAGUCCAUUUGAGCCAGUGAAGCUGAGCGAUGGCCGGUCCUUCAAACCAGGCCAGGGAAACAAUGCUUACAUAUUCCCAGGUGUUGCUCUUGCUGUUAUUCUCAGCGGUGUUCGACACAUUAACGAUAAAGUCUUCUUGGAGGCUGCGAAGACUUUGACGGAGCAGCUGAGCGAGGAAGAACUUGCCGAGGGAAGACUUUAUCCUGCACUCUCCAACAUCAGGGAGGUUUCUGUGAACAUCGCUGUUAAAGUUAUGGAAUUUCUGUAUGCCAACCACAUGGCAUUCCAUUACCCCGAGCCUAUGGACAAGACCCAGUACAUAAGAUCAAGGAUGUGGAGCUACGAGUAUGAAUCCUUUCUACCAGAUAUGUACGACUGGCCAGCAUCUACGCCACACGUGCCGGAAACACGCUGACGCGCCCCCAAAGGCCCCACUCCUCAGGUGGCAUCUGAAAUUCUGCAGGGAACCCCUUUCCAGAACACUUUUCAAAUAAGGAUGUUUUGAUACUGAUGACAUCACUUUUUGUUAUGCCAAAAAAAGAAGGAAAAAAAAGGUUUUCAAUCCGGCUCCAUAACCAUAGCUUGGAUUGAUUGUUCACGGUGUGGAUUUUCCCUCUAAUGACCCACGCUCCCCUGAAUUAAGUGAUUGUCUGGCAA